CCUCCAUUGUUUGUAGACAAACUCAUUGACAUUCCCGACGCACACGUAUACGUACACAUUGACCUGGACAUUUGCGAAUUGCCAUGAUGCCACCCAUCACGCGGCCCCGUCGCAUCGUCGGCGUCUCGUUGAAGAUGUACUUUGACCUGCCCAGCACCCUCUCCUACGUCCGCGGCGUCUUGCAGCUUGACGGCGAUGCCUGGAACGCGCGCAUAGACCUCUUCGUCAUCCCGGACUUCGUUUCCCUCGCCGAAUCAGCCCGCAUCCUCGAAUCCUCGUCCAUCAUGCUUGGCGCCCAAGACUGUAUGUGGGAAGACAAGGGCGCGUACACAGGAGAAGUCAGCCCGCUUGUGCUACGGCAGGUGGGUGCGAGGAUAGUAGAAAUUGGACACGCGGAGCGGAGAGCCAUGUUCGGUGAGACGGACGAGACGGUUGCGAACAAAGCGGGCGCUGCAGCGAGGAACGGGCUGAUACCGCUGGUGUGCAUUGGCGAGAAGACUCAUCAUUCUGUCGCAUCAGCAGCUGUCGGUGCAGCGAUACAAGAGUGUAGGCCACAAGUCACUUCAGUGCUUGCUGCAGUGCCCGACGAUACUGAGGUUAUACUGGCCUAUGAGCCUGUGUGGGCCAUUGGCGCAAAAGAGCCUGCUGAUGCAGACCACGUAGUCAACGUGACAAAAGAGCUGAGGAAGAUGGCUGCAGGUAGGAAAGGAGUCACAAGAAUCGUCUACGGGGGAAGCGCUGGGCCAGGCACCUUUGCCAAGAUUGCCGAAGGCGUCGAUGGCUUGUUCCUAGGUCGUUUCGCCCAUGACAUGCACAACCUGAAGAAAGUCGUCGAGGAAGUUGGUGGAGCGUAGAGCCGUGAACAAAGGCCGAUAUGCUAUGCAUGAAUUAUACAUUCAUACCGUG
Pyrenophora tritici-repentis Pt-1C-BFP is the source of this 906-nucleotide messenger RNA. Its product is annotated as TpiA, Triosephosphate isomerase. Lineage: Eukaryota; Fungi; Ascomycota; Dothideomycetes; Pleosporales; Pleosporaceae. Gene Ontology annotation, cellular component: cytosol. Gene Ontology annotation, biological process: glycerol catabolic process; glyceraldehyde-3-phosphate biosynthetic process; gluconeogenesis. The record is from RefSeq and is a predicted model, not a curated record. Gene Ontology annotation, molecular function: triose-phosphate isomerase activity.